This is a messenger RNA of Zophobas morio, 5023 nucleotides long. RefSeq names its product BRD4-interacting chromatin-remodeling complex-associated protein-like. The coding region runs from base 625 to 4383 and encodes 1252 amino acids. Lineage: Eukaryota; Metazoa; Arthropoda; Insecta; Coleoptera; Tenebrionidae. The transcript is spliced from 6 exons. The record is from RefSeq and is a predicted model, not a curated record.
GGUCCAUUUUUCGCUGGGGUGGGGGGAAUGCGACAAGAAGAAGACGAAAAAAGGGGCAUCGUAAAAGAUGGCGGUAGAGUGAUUAGUUAUUUGUGGUUGCGAAUUUGCGAAUUUGUUUAUAAACAAAGAGGAGGCGCGAGCGCCGCCGCCGCACCGCCGCCGGGACCCGAGGGGGGCCUCGCUCGAGCGAAACUUUUUGUUGUGAUGUUGCAGGUUUUGGGGCAAUUUCUGACUAAAGUCGGGGCGGAGUCGCACGAAGGGGGCUCAGGGGCGCCCAGUCGACGCAGCGCAGCGUCGCUCCUAACGAAAAUUCGGCCGUCGGCAGCACAAAACCCGCCCCCAUGGAGCAACCCCGAACGAAAUAAUGCCUUGGCUCACGGCGUUCCCUCUCGAUGUUUACAACGAUAAAAUGGCCCUAUUCGAGUUCGGCUAAGCCAGAGUGACCAGUGCUUUCAGACUUUUGUGACUCGUUCGCCCACAAACGCUUCGCACGAUGAGUUAGGUUUAGGCAGCAGAAACGACAUUCCGGUGUACAUUUUCUUUCCCUUCGUUUCGUUUUUGUGUAACUAGCGUAGCCACGAUGUCGUACUUAAAGAUACUGUGAGGGUUAGUGUCGUAGGAAAAAUGUCUCAAACGCCCCAGAAGCUCGGUCAGAAGAUGUGCAAAUCACCGAAGAAUUCCGCCAACAGCUACCAGAUAAAGCCGGAGAAGAUCGACUACGAGAACCUGAGCACUAACUGUACGGUGGUGGGCUCCAACAACCUCAACCUGGUCAAGAAGCCGCAGAUCGUGACCAACAUGUCUCCAGCCUACUCCAAUCCAAGCCCCGGCUAUCCGCCGUCUCCGUACUCGUCGCCUGCUAGUCUCAAGUCGCCUUCGCCUAACCUCAAGCCCCCUACGCCCCAGCCGAGCUUUCCGGUUAUGCAGAUCAUCAACAGCCACUCGCUGCUGGCCAGACCCAUACAAACCAGCCAAUCGCAGAACAUCAUCAAGCUUAAACCGCACCUCAACAUCUUGCCAAAACCCAGUGCCAGCCCCCAGCCCUCGCCCAAACCGAGCGUCAGCCCCCAGAUCGUCAUCCCCACCAACCACCAGCCCGCCACCGCGACGAUAAUGCCCACCGCCCAGCCCGUCCUCCUCAACCAGAUGCCGCUCCUCACCACCCCCAGCGUCCAGUUCAUCCUGCGCCCUCAAACCGCCACCAAGAUCCCCGCCCAGAUGCCCACCGCCGCCCCGCAGGGCCUCAUCCUCCAGCCCAGCGGCCAGCCCCUCCUCCAGAUCCCCCGCUCCCAGCCCAUGGUCCGCGUCCUCACCAACGGCGUCCAGCUGGCGCCGUCCACCACCACCGCCUACGUCACGGCGCAGAUGACCAACCCGCCCGCGCCCAUCACCACCCAGAACGUCAUCGUCAACCCCAGUCCCCAGACCUCGCCCCAGCCGAAGAAGAAGCCCAAGAACAAGGUGAAGAAGAAGCUCGACUUGGCCAACUUGAUGAAGCUGUCGGGCAUCGGGGACGAGGACGACAUCCAGUUCGAGAGCGACGCGAGUCAGAGCGAGAGCGAGCCGACGAACCCGCCGGAGAAGAAGAUGGGGAACGUGCAGAUCGGGGCGGUGGCGCCGCCGCCGCCCCCGGUGGUGCAGGUGCUCAACCAGAACUUCCAGGGCGGGAUGAUCUCGAACAGCUCGCCGCAGCAGGGGAUCCCGUUCAACCCCUUCAUCGCGCCGAACUUCACGAUCAACAACGGGCUGAUGGUGCAGCGGAGCGGCGGGUUCAAGCUGACGAUGGGGGAGGACGGGCGGCUGGUGCUGCAGCACGAUCCGACCUUGAACCAGGACCUGCAGUCGCAGCUGAUCCUGCAGAGCAUCUUCGGGCUGAACGGGGGGCUGGUGCUGCAGCCGUCGAUGGACCAGCAGACGGUCCAGCAGACCAUCCAGCAGCAGACGGUGCAGACGAUCCAGCAGCAGACGGUGCAGUCGCAGACGAUCCAGACGGUGCAGCAGCAGACGAUGCAGCCGCAGCACGCGCUCCAGCAGCAGACGGUGCAGCAGACGAUCCAGCACCAGACGGUCCAGUCGCAGCCGCUGAUGCAGCAACCGAUGCAGAUCAUCCAACCGCAACCGAUGCACUCGCUGCACAGUCUCCAGUCGCAAAUCCAAGGCCAACUCCAAAGUUUGCUCCAGCACCAAAACCAAGCGGUGCAAACCCACCAGAUACCUCCGCAGUCCCCCACGUUCCAGCCGCAGCCGCCGCAAAACCAACCCGUGCUGAAGGUGCAGCCGUUCCAAAAAACACAACCACCGGUGCAAACCGUGCACCCCCAACCAAUCGUCCCGCAACAACCACCCCAGGAGCCGCCCCCGAACCAGCCGACCUCCUACGUGGUCAACUUGACGCCCGAGCAGCUCGAGCAGCUCAAGCGCAACGGACAGUUGACCGUGAACGGGCAGACCAUCUUCAUGCAGCGGCCGAACUCGAACUCGGGCGCCAACAGCAACGCCAACAACAUCAAGCAGCAGCCGCCGCCCCCCGACGAGUGCAAAAAACUCUCGCCGAAGAUCAAGCCCGUGAAGAAGAUCCACCAGCCGCCGCCACACAAAAUCCAGCAGAAAACCUUCGACGACCCCGUCAAGGAGAAGGACAAGUCGACGCUGAUCACCGCGCUGCAGUCGCCGCCGAAGCACGUCUCCCCGCCGCAGAAGCAGGCGAUCGUGCAGCCGUCGAUCAAGGAGAAGAGCCCGCCGAAGCUGCCGCCGCAGCCGUCGCCGAAGCCGAACGACUCGAACGGCACGAACCAGGACGUGGAGAAGCUGCUGGGACAGCUGCUGGAGGAGUCGGGGAACAUUAACAUAAUAACGUCGUCGACGGCGCCGAAUAUCACGAACAAGAACCAGAGGAUACACACGAUCCAGCUGACGCCGCAGAAGCAGGAGCACCUGAAGAACAUCCAGAUGCAGAUACAGACGCUGUCGCAGAAUCUGACGUCGGGGAACGCGGAGAUCCAGGCGGCGCUGAAGAUGCUGUUCGCCGAACAACAGAAGAUACUGGCGACGGGGAAGCUGCUGCCCCCGGAUAAAGUCUAUUACCAUAAUAAUCAUCUGACGAUUAUUAAUCCGUCCAGUUUGAAUUUGGGUGGGGGGCAACAGCAGCAGCCGACGAGUAAGAGCGAAGCGGCGGGGCCGCAGCAGCAAGCGCCGCCGCCACAGGCGGGGGGGAGGAUGGAGGCCGCGCCCAACCAGGUUAUAUCGUCACAAGUACCUAGGAUAUCUGUGUCCAUCCCAUCGUCCGAGCAUCCAGUACAACAAAACGCAACUAGUCAAAUGGCGGGAGGACCCAGACUGACGGUACCGCAGGUGGUGGCGCAGCAGCAGCCGCAGCCGCCUCCGCCGCCGCCGCAGCAGCAGCAGCACCUCAAGCCGCCGCCUCAGCAACCGCAAGCACUGCCGAUGCCCCCGCAACCGCCGCAACACCAACCGCCGCCGCAGCACGGACACUCGAUAGCGAAGAAAGCGCAUCUGAUCGAGGCCCAGCUGAACCAAGACCAAGCGGGCGCCGUCAAACCCGACAUUCACACGCCCUUCAGGGAUAAGAAAGACGCUUGUAUCCGCCUGAUUCGCUACCACUGCAUGGAUCAGCCGGUUUUGUCGCAGAAGGACCUGCACAAAGCCGACGAGAUUUUCGAAUUGACUGCCGAACACUUCAUAGCGAAGUACGCGAAAAUGGUGGAUAAAUAUAAAUAUUUAUUAAUGAAGGAGAGUAUGAGACCCGUGCAGACUUCCGAACUCAUGAUGCUAGACCGCAUGUACCUGUCCGAGGAGCGCCAGUCGAUGAUGCGCCUGCGCCAGGAGGCCGAGGAGGCGGCGCAAGUAAUGGAGCUGCAACCGCCGGCGCCUCCCGCGGCCGCCGAGGCGCCGCCCCCCGGCCAGCCGGAGGACUACGACGAGUGGGCGUGCAUCCAGCGCGAGCUCGGCUGCCUGCCGCAGCAGGACGAGGCCCCGCCCCCCCGGCAGGCGCAGGCCGCGCCCCCCGGCCCGCCCAUGGUCGCGAACGCGCACGCCCACCUCCAGCCGCCGAAGCGGACCGCCAGCAGCGACUCGCGCCUCGAGACUCUGAAGAGGUUUCGCGUCGACAAACACAAUAAGAGAAGUAGUGAAGGUGUACAUAAUAAUAGUGUUUUAAAUAAUAACAGUAGUGUACAAAGUGUCAGUAGUGGGAUUAAUACUCAUCAUCACCCGAACAGUUUCGAACAGCAAGGCCAGGGCGACUCGUACGAGAACGAGGUCGAGAACAACAGCAUCGACGAGCAGGUCCAGUCCGCCAUCGACUCGAUCCUGAACCUCCAGCAGAACACGGCCUUGGCGGACCUGGACAGCAUUCUUUCAUGACGAUAUGUAUAAUUUCAAGGCCUGGCUGCGCACAGCACUUUUUCUCUCCAUUGUGAUCAUUAUUACUUUUUAAAAGUCAUUUAUUUUUACAUAUUGAAAAUGAAAAAUGGAAACAAUAACGAUUCACAGCUCAAAUACGGCAUCUAAGUGCUCGGGCGGGGUCACGUGGGGCAUCGCCGCCUCUGCGACGGGGUGUACCUCGGCCGCACGCCCGCGACCCGCACAUUACUUCUGUGAUCAACUGUACAUUUUAAUUUUUGCGUUUUUUGUUUUUUGACGAUUCCUCGAACUAAUGCCGUCGCGGAAUUGAUGACGUCAGGGAUGCGCACGUGACCACCGACGCGUCCGAUGUUGUGACGGUGCGUCGAUUUUUUUUCACAGUGUACCACAAUUGUGUCAUAUCACUGUUGCAAUAAUUUAUUGAUUUUAACUUAUUAUAAGGCAGCUGUACGAUUUUAAUGGCGAUUCGAUGUCGAGCAAUAAUUUUAUUUAUGUGGUUUUAACUCACAUGAUUGUAGCACACUGGAAAAAAGUUUAAUAUUUUAUUGUAAAUAAUUUAAUUUAUGUGUACUUAGUUUACUUCAUUUUAUAAGGUUUUAUUAUUAUUAAGACUGACUUUAAGAAAUUUUGGUUCCUAAAC